GCCGGGCGCCGGGGUUGCUGCGGGCGGGUUGAGCUGCGCCCACCCGGCCUCGCCCGCCGCCGGGGCUCGGGCGCUCGGGCCGGGGAUGGCGGCGGCGGCCGAGCCCGGGGCGCGCGCCUGGCCGGGCGACGGCUCCCCGCGCCCUGGCAGCCCGGCCUGCAGUCCCGUGCUGGGCGCCAGAGGCCGCGCACGCCCGGGCUCGGGGCCAGAACGGACUGGCAGAACCACGGGCUCCGCCGCGCCGGGCCACAGCUUCCGCAAGGUGACGCUCACCAAGCCCACCUUCUGCCACCUCUGCUCCGACUUCAUCUGGGGGCUGGCCGGCUUUUUGUGCGACGUCUGCAACUUUAUGUCUCAUGAGAAGUGCCUGAAGCAGGUGAAGACUCCAUGCACGAGCGUCGUGCCCAGCCUGGUGCGGGUUCCUGUAGCUCACUGCUUUGGCCCCCGUGGACUCUAUAAGCGCAAGUUCUGUGGGGUCUGUCGGAAGGGCCUGGAGGUACCUGCGUUCCGCUGUGAAGCGACUGUCGCCAGUGCCACCAGGAUGGGCACCAGGACCAUGACACCUACCAGCACCACUGGCGGGAGGGGAACCUGCCUUCUGGUGCACGGUGUGAGGUCUGCAGGAAGACGUGUGGCUCCUCAGAUGUGCUUGCUGGUGUGCGCUGCGAGUGGUGUGGGAUCCAGGCCCACUCAGUGUGCUCCGCUGUGCUUGCACCCGAGUGCUCAUUUGGACGCCUGCGCUCCAUGGUGCUGCCUCCUACCUGUGUGCGCCUGUUGUCCCGCAACUUCAGCAAAAUGCAUUGCUUCCGCAUCCCUGAGACCGCUGGCCCGGAACCAGGUGAUGGAGAAGACAGCCUGGAUGGAAGUGCUGCCACAGGCCCUAGCAGAGAGACGCUGGCAGCUCUGGACUCCAGUGAGUGCCUCUUUGAGCCACCACCCCAUCCCCAUCUGUUCCAACCCCUUGGAUUCUCAGCUGCUUCCCCCUGGCCCAGGCAAGCAGACCCUGAAGAUCUUUGAUGGUAAUGAUACCAUGAGGAGAAACCAGUUCCGCCUGGUCACACUUCCCCGCCUGGCCAGCAGCCAGGAGGUGCUGGAGGUGGCACUACGGGCCUACUAUAUCAGCGAGGACCCUCAGGACUUUGAGCUACAGGCACUGCCCCUGCCCCCACUGACUGGCGAUGCCCAGGCCCCGGGGAAGGCCGGGAGUAAUGGGACCACUGAGGAGGGCAGCAGAGGCUCUGGGCCCCGAGAGCCCACUCCUGAGGCCUGGGUCAUCCGGGCUUUGCCUCGUGCCCAGGAGGUCCUUAAGAUCUAUCCUGGCUGGCUCAAGGUGGGUGUGGCCUACGUGUCCAUCCGUGUGACCCCACAGAGCACAGCACGGGCUGUGGUGCUAGAGGUCCUCCCGCUGUUUGGACGACAGGCUGAGGAUCCUGAGAGCUUCCAGCUGGUUGAGGUGCUCAUGGGCAGUAGGCAAGUCCAGCGGACAGUGCUGGCAGAUGAGGAGCCCCUACUAGACUGGCUUCGGGACAUCCGACAGACAUCUGUGCGCCAGGUGAGCCAGACGCGGUUCUACGUGACUGAGAGCAGGACAGUGGCCCCACAUAUCUCCCUGCUCGUGGGUGGUCUACCACCUGGCUUGUCCCCCCAGGAGUACAGAAACCUGCUGCACGAGGCCAUGGCCAUCAAAGCCGCUGUGGUGUCCGUGAGUCACGUCUACCCCUCCCAAGGUGCAGUGGUGCUCGAUGUCACUUGCUUUGCGGAGGCUGAGCGGCUGUACAUGCUGGCCAGGGACACAGCUGUGCAUGGCCGUCUGUUGACCGCACUGGUGCUCCCAGAUGUGCUGCACCUGAAACUGUCCCCCGACUGCUGCCCCCUCCUCGUGUUUGUGAAUCCCAAGAGUGGGGGCCUCAAGGGCCGAGACCUGCUCUGCAGUUUCCGGAAGUUGCUGAACCCACACCAGGUCUUUGAGCUGACCAACGGGGGUCCUCUUCCUGGGUUCCACCUAUUCUCCCAGGUGCCCUGCUUCCGGGUGUUGGUGUGUGGUGGGGAUGGCACUGUGGGCUGGGUGCUUGCCACCCUGGAGGAGAUGCGGCACCGUCUGGCCUGCCCAGAGCCAUCUGUGGCCAUCCUGCCCCUGGGCACAGGGAAUGACCUUGGCCGGGUUCUCCGCUGGGGUGCUGGCUACAGUGGUGAGGACCCAUUCUCUGUGCUGGUGUCUGUGGAUGAGGCUGAUGCUGUGCUUAUGGACCGCUGGACCAUCCUGCUGGAUGCUCAGGAGACUGGUAGUGCAGAGAACAGUGUGGUGGAAGCAGAGCCCCCCAAGAUCGUGCAGAUGAGUAACUACUGUGGUAUUGGCAUUGAUGCUGAACUCAGCCUGGACUUCCACCAGGCACGGGAGGAGGAGCCUGGCAAGUUCACAAGCAGGUUCCACAACAAAGGUGUGUACGUGCGGGUCGGACUGCAGAAGAUCAGUCACUCCCGCAGCCUGCACAAGGAGAUCCGGCUGCAGGUGGAGCAGCAGGAGGUGGAGCUGCCCAGCAUUGAGGGCCUCAUCUUUAUCAACAUCCCCAGCUGGGGCUCGGGGGCUGACCUGUGGGGCUCUGACAGCGAUGCAAAGUUUGAGAAGCCACGCAUGGAUGAUGGAUUGUUGGAGGUGGUGGGCGUGACAGGUGUUGUCCAUAUGGGGCAGGUACAGGGCGGGCUGCGCUCUGGAAUCCGCAUUGCCCAGGGUUCCUACUUCCGAGUCACACUCCUCAAGGCCACUCCUGUGCAGGUGGAUGGGGAGCCCUGGGUUCAGGCUCCAGGGCACAUGAUCAUCUCCGCAGCUGGUCCUAAGGUCCACAUGCUGAAGAAAGCCAAGCAGAAGCCCAGGAAGGUCGGAGCUAUCAGGGAUGCCCGAGUAGACACCUUGCCUUCUCCUGAGGGUGACCCUAAGUAGAGGGGUUGAGAUGUUGAGAGGGGUCUGUGCCUGUCCCCCGUUUCUCAUCUUCAGUCCUUUUCUGAGUCUGCACACUGGCUGGCCAGCAGGUGGACUUGACUGUGGCCCUAAUCAUAGCAUCUUCUGGGGCCUGGGAUGUUCCCCACCCCUUGCCUUCAUCCAGUGUCAUAUGGAAAGGACUGGGCAGGUGGUGACCAUUUCUCCCUCAGCAUCAGUACCAGUCUGUGUGAAAGGUGGGCGUAGGACUCUGGCUAGCCUGCCCUCUCAGGCCCUGUGAGGCUCCUCAGGCUGGGCCUCACAUGGUGAGUAGUAGAACUGACCCCAUACUUUGUCAGUCAUGGGAAGUUCAGCCCAGACCACUCCUGGGACCCCUCCCCUUCUGCCCUUUCCUCCUCGGAGUCCCUUGAGCCUAGCAGCAUUGGAUGCAGGCCAUCUGGCAUCGUUUUGUGUCCCCCAGUCCAAUCUGAAUGCCCCUUCAGAGCAGCUGGCCCUGUUGGGGCCCCGGGUGUAUCCCUAGCCCAGCAGAUACAGAAUGCUGCCAGGUUGUCUUUACCCAGUAGGAGGUGUGGCCAGCCCCUGGCAGGCUGUGGUGACCUCCCUUAUUUCUUGGCCUUCACUACAGAUGGCAGCUUGGUCCACGGGUGGGCAGUGCUGGCUGUCUUUCCCUAGGCUCUGUGUUGGUGGCCCUGAGGUGACAAGCCACACCUGGGGGAGAGGGGAACCUUUGUCCACCCUGAGGCCAGGUGGGCUUUGGUUUACCCACGAAGCAGCUGGAGUCCCCCAUUUAGCCCCUGUGAGGGGACCAGCGGCAGGACUGGGUGGUGAUAGGUUGGCGAAAGUGUAAAUAACUCAACACCUGCCAGUGUGGAUGAGUGGCUUUAGUGUCUUCAGACUGUGACUAGCACUUUGUACCUUUGCACACAUGCUGCUUGCCAGCCAGUGCCCUGCAUUUUUUCCAUGUUGGUGUAGAGCCUCCUGCCUAGCUCUGCCAGCGGGCCCUACAAGGGGCACUGUGCCCACCCAGACAGCCCAGUUAGAGAUGAUGUUUACUCCAUGUGCUCAAGAAUUCGCUGUCACACCUCAAGCCCUUGGAAUGACCAAAAAUGAGCAGCCUAUGUGGGAAGUGCCAAGAUUCCACCCCAAAGAAAGGAACACAAGUCCAGAUCUUUCCCCGUUUGCUGGUGCUGGGCUUGCACUACCCUCAGAAGUGGCUGUGCCAUACCCCAGGGUGUGUCCUGCCUGGUCUGUAGCCUCCCGGGCUGCCGUGCCACUAAGUACCACCCCUCCUCUGCUUCUGCCAAAACUGCACAAAUGCAUCUUAUCUGUGGUCUCAGUGUAGACAUUCCUCAUGUUUACGUUAUUUGUAAUCUACAAAACAAAUCCUUAGUGGUACAGUUUUUACUUUGAUUUCAAUCUGCAGGAAUUGUCGAUUGUGGCCAAUGUGGCUUGUCCUCUGUAUUUAAGUGAGACUGUCCUCAUGUGCAGUACGUCCCUGUACACUGGUCCUCUGUGUAUAACUUAUCACUACCUGAAUGUGACCUAACUUUUAUCUGGGACAAAUACAGUCUGGGCUUCACUGUUCUGCAGCUGCCUGCCUCUGUCUUUGUCCGGCAACCAAUGUGUAAGGAGAGGGCAGACGGACUGGCAGCCCUGCCAGGUGUUUCUGCACGUGGGGAGGUGGUU
Molecule: messenger RNA, 4621 nt
Organism: Castor canadensis (American beaver)
Lineage: Eukaryota; Metazoa; Chordata; Mammalia; Rodentia; Castoridae
Source: RefSeq, a predicted model, not a curated record